AUGCCGCCAAAGAAAAGAAGAUCACAAAAUGUAGACUUACAACCCACGACAAUUACAGCAACUUCAAAGAGUGAAGAUGAAGAGCAGCAGCAGCAGCAGCAGCAGCAAGUACAACUCCAAGAACACGAACAACAAACCGUUGAUACUCUUCCCAAUUCCUUAACUAGUGGUAAACAACCACGUAUCAAUAAGCAAGGAGAGGGUAAAAUAUUACCUGUCAAUUACCAAGAGCCGCUAGAUCCUAAUAGUGAAUUAUAUCUUGAUGCAGACUGGGAUAUCCCUAGAUUUAAUAAAUUUCUUCAGGAUACAUUAAAUUAUUUGGUUGAUACAAACAACUCUACUUUCAAAGAUUUCAUCAAGCUUCCCAGUAGGAAGUUUCAUCCCAUUUAUUUUCAUAAGAUUGAAAAUCCUAUUUCUAUUAAGGAAAUUAAAAACAGAAACUAUGAAGGAUCUACCAACCACCACCAUCAUAACAAAAAUAGAAAUAAAAGUGACACUGAUGAAACUGUCAAUAUGACCAGGUACAGGGACUGUUUAUUGGAUAUCGAAUUAAUUUACAAAAACUGUUUAGCAUUUAAUGAACCAGAAUCUUUGAUUGUCAAGAACUCUAUGCAGGCAGUUAAUUAUAUCAAGUAUGAAAUUAUAAAAACCAAGAACGUUAGCGUAAAUUACCUAAUGAACGAUGGAAUCAGAGAUAUUUUAUUGGAAACAUUAGCUGAUUUGGAAAACGUUACUGAAAAGAAAGUGGAACAAACAGUAUCCAAGGAGGUAAUGGAAACAAAUUGUGAUGAUUCGACUAACCUAAUGUCACCAUUUUUGGAAUUGGUUGAUAAAUCUGAAUUUCCGGAUUAUUACGAAAUUAUACACAAACCAGUUUCUUUGAAAUUUGUGGAAAAUAAUUUAAAAAGUGGAUAUUACAAAAAACUUUAUGAUUUUUAUAUUGAUGUUGUUACAAUAUUUCAAAACGCGUUGGUUUUCAAUGCACAAAACACAUUGAUAUACCAAGAUGCCAUAAAAUUAUUGGGGUAUUUUAGAGUGGUGUUCUAUGAUAAAUUGUUACCGCAAUUAAAGAGGAAAAGUGAGAUUGGUGAGUUAAAGUUGGAAAUUGAUAAAUUGGAAUACGAUAAGUAUUUGAUACACGGGGGAACGCAUUACAAAAAAAAAAAAAAAGGUGCUAGUAGUGAUGCUGCAUCUGCUAGUAGCAUCCGUUCUGUCAAUACUCGUUCCAUCAACAACAAAACUAAAGUCACUGAUAAUCCUUCUGUGUCUAUUGAUGAUAAUCAUAUAGGAGACGACCCCACCUUGUCUGCUCAAGAUAAUGAUGUGGUCAAUGAAUACGCCGGUAGUGCGACCACCACACUUUCUUCUAGUUCUAAUAGUUAUCCAAUUGACAAAAAUACCGCGGCAAACAUCGACCCAUCCAUUUCAAAAGGAAAUAAUAUCGAAAAUAAUGCCAAUUUAGAUAUUAAGAACAAUUUAAAUGAUUUUGAUGAGACCUAUGAUUUUGAUGAAAAUGAAACGCUAUUUGAUUUUAAAAAAACAGCAUCCAGUAGUGCAACUAGUAGGGUUGGAAAGUUUGAUAUUUUAGACAGCAUGUCUAGAAAUUCAAAAAAGAUGAUAUAUAAUAACUACAAAUUAUUAGAAGAAAUUAAAUUUAUAUCCAUAAAUGAUUCGUUUGCCAAUACAUCUAUACCAAAAUUGGAUCAAACCUUUGUGGAGUAUAUUUUCAAAGGUAAGGAUUUUAAUGCCUGUAGUAACAAUUAUUCGGUUAAUUUGCCUGUCAGACAGAUGAAUCUAUCCGUAAUAAUUGUAUUAAAUGAUUUAUUUGCUAAUGUUACUAAAAUUCCGAACGGUACAGAGCCUGGAAAUAUACAUGAAGAUGGCCUUGUAAGAUACCGAACUGGUGUUAAAUUUAAUAGGCAAGUCAAGGUGCCAAUUGAAGGUUCUGUUUUACAAACUAGCAAUGUUAAUUCUAAUAGUUCUGGGAAUAAAUUAACCCCCUUAAAAUAUGACUUAUUGAUACCUGAAGGAUUGAAUUUAUUAGAAGUUCUUUGUGAAACCGUGAAUGUUGAUGGUCACAUAGGAGAAACAAUUAAAGAGUCUAUGAAUAUAUGGAUUAACACAUCCUAA
This is a messenger RNA of Saccharomycodes ludwigii, 2130 nucleotides long. It is a transcript of the gene RSC4, whose product is annotated as Rsc4p. The coding region runs from base 1 to 2130 and encodes 709 amino acids. Gene Ontology annotation, cellular component: RSC-type complex. Gene Ontology annotation, biological process: chromatin remodeling. The transcript has a single exon. The record is from RefSeq and is a predicted model, not a curated record. Lineage: Eukaryota; Fungi; Ascomycota; Saccharomycetes; Saccharomycodales; Saccharomycodaceae. Gene Ontology annotation, molecular function: protein binding.